AGAUACUGUACGGGAACUACACAUACUGCUGUCUGGUGUUUUAAGGUAAAGGACGUGAAGUCUAGAAAUAGAUUCUCACGGCCGGAGACGAUGAGAGGUAUUUCACAGAACUAUCAGAAUGUUUGUUUGAAGAGAGGGACAUGGAGUGCUGAUGAAGACCAAAAGUUGAGAGCUUAUAUUAAGAGAUAUGGCAUAUGGAAUUGGAAUGAGAUGCCGAAAGCUGCUGGUUUGUUAAGGUCAGGGAAGAGUUGCAGGCUUCGUUGGAUGAACUAUUUAAGGCCGGGUAUUAAGCGUGGAAAUUUGAGCAAGGAAGAAGUGCAAACCAUAAUCAAGCUGCAUGAAAUUUUAGGAAAUAGAUGGUCCACAAUUGCAGCAAAGUUGCCUGGAAGAACGGAUAAUGAAAUAAAAAAUUUCUGGAACACCUACUUGAGGAACCGCUUCAACAACAAUAUUAGUAAUACCUCAGUGCAAGCACCAAAACUGCAAGGAACUAGUCCUGUGAAUGACAUCAAUGAAAACCAGCACAUGGAGGAGAAUGUUGGAUCACUUCAAUCCUCUGGAGAGCCAAGUUUCUGGGAUCAGCCAUUUUCAAUGGAAGCUCAAGUGUGCAAGGUGGAGGAUUAUGGUGAAGCAUACACAGAUGAGAUGUGGGUCCAAGAAUUGAUGUACCAUCCAAAUGCCUCCCACAAUUUUGAAUGCAAGGAAAGGAACUCAUCUGACAUUGACGUUUCACUUCCCCCUAGUCCAAAUAUAUUGAAUUCAGAAGAGUACUCCUCCAGCGGUACACUCCCUAUGUCACCAAUUAUAUCUACAGAUAAUUUCUCAUCAUCAAGUUCCAAUCCAGUGAAUGACUUCAAUGAAAACCAGCACAUGGUGGAGAUUGGAUCACUUGGAUCGUUUGGAGAACUAAGCUUGUGGGAUCAUCGGUUUUCAAUGGAAGCUCAACUGUGCAAGGUGGAGGAUUAUGGAGAAACAUACACAGAUCAGAUGUGGGUCCAAGAAUUGCUGCACUACUAAAAUACUUACCAAAUUUUGCUGCUGGCCAAGAGUAUUGGAUGCAUUGUUUGACUCAAGCACAUGGAAACUAAGUAUAGCGUAUGUUUUUUGCUACUUUCAAAGUGACCAACUGGAAAGUCUUAAUUGAUUCAUAUACAUAAUAGAAAGUGUUUGAAAAGACAGCUUGCUGUUAGCUACCGUUUAGCUAUGGUGCCUAACUGCGUCUUAUGCUGUGAUACCUGUAGGCUCUUCAGUGUUUAGAUUCC
Messenger RNA from Populus euphratica (Euphrates poplar), 1262 nucleotides. Its product is annotated as transcription factor MYB3-like. The transcript has 3 exons. Bases 91 to 1017 code for a protein of 308 amino acids. NCBI's taxonomy places the organism in Eukaryota, Viridiplantae, Streptophyta, Magnoliopsida, Malpighiales, Salicaceae. The record is from RefSeq and is a predicted model, not a curated record.